GUUUCUUGAUGCUUUUCAUCAGUCAGAAACAAUUUCAGUCUUCUUUUUUGCUGCGUGAACCAAACGUUUUUGAGAUAAUGAAGGGAUUGUUGGUGUUUGUCUUCUCUGCCUCAGUGUGCUGGAAAAUAAUGGUUUUUGCGGAUUUGGGACAAGAGGGAAGAGCAAGAAAAGCGCCGCUGACCUUGGAAGACACGAAUGACAAAUAUGAAGCCGUGGUGGAAGAAAAGCGAGGCAAUGCAGCUGUUCUUAGUCCCUUCAAGAAUGAAAGGGGAUGUUCUCAACAGGGCGGACUGUGUGUGGAAGCCGAGUUUUGUCCGUCGGACAUGUUGGCGGAUAAACCUGAGAAAAAGGUGUACUUGUGCCCUGCCCAGAAGGACAAGGGCGCUGCUUGCUGCUUCGGACUUCCAAACAAGAAGCUGCCGUGUGGAAUUCGUGGUGGGCUUUGCCGGGAAACCUGUGGUACAAGUCUGGUUCCUGAUCCCUUGGGAAUCUGUCCGGAUGCCAAUGGUGGUGGCUCUGGAGAAUUAUGCUGUCCCCUCUUGCUGUAAUAUGAACCGAUUCCGCGCGAAACCAAAAUUGCAUUUGACAAUCACAGCUAUUAUAUAUGCAACGAUGAGUGUUUUCAAUUGGAUGAAAUAAACAGGAGUGUUCUGUCGGCCAAAGA
Notodromas monacha is the source of this 664-nucleotide messenger RNA. NCBI's taxonomy places the organism in Eukaryota, Metazoa, Arthropoda, Ostracoda, Podocopida, Cyprididae. The record is from the annotation of a GenBank genome assembly.